AUGGAUGGUACAACGACACAUGCUAUUAUUGAAGAAUAUCAAUCAAAUAAAAACACAUCAAUUGUAAAUGGUUAUAUCAAUGGAUAUCACAUUAAAACAAUCUUGAUUUUUCUCAAUCAUCAACAAUCACAAGAACAAAUUAAUGCUUUUCUUACUGAACAAGCAUCACCAGGCCUUUCAAUCAUAUCACGUCCAACAAGACCAUUAGAACAGAAAAUAUGUUUUGUUUUUACUGGACAAGGUCCACAAUGGUGGGCUAUGGGUACACAAUUAUAUGAAAGUGAACCUUUAUUUAAUAAAUGGAUUAAUUUAAUUGAUACAGAAAUGACAAAAAUUAAUAAUGGUGAAUGGAGAUUAUAA
Adineta steineri is the source of this 360-nucleotide messenger RNA. NCBI's taxonomy places the organism in Eukaryota, Metazoa, Rotifera, Eurotatoria, Adinetida, Adinetidae. The record is from the annotation of a GenBank genome assembly.